Durio zibethinus is the source of this 1872-nucleotide messenger RNA. RefSeq lists its product as uncharacterized. The record is from RefSeq and is a predicted model, not a curated record. Gene Ontology annotation, molecular function: rRNA (pseudouridine) methyltransferase activity; rRNA binding. Lineage: Eukaryota; Viridiplantae; Streptophyta; Magnoliopsida; Malvales; Malvaceae. Gene Ontology annotation, cellular component: small-subunit processome; nucleus. Gene Ontology annotation, biological process: rRNA base methylation.
CCUAAAAGUAAUCUCGUUACUCAUUUAUAAUCAAUCCCGUUUCUCAAGUUAAGGCUCCAGGGUUUCUGCUACUCUGUCUUCUUAUCUCCGCCACACUCCGAGAUAAAUAAUUUUUUGAGCCAAUAAAAUGGUACGGCCCUAUGCUGUAAAAGGGAAGAAGCGGAAGAAGAGAGAGGAUAAGUAUGAUAGAGAAGAAGAAGAAGAAGAAGUGGAAGAACAAGAGGCAGCAAAGGGAGCUUCUAUUGCAAAGCCAACAAAGGAAGCUGAAGGUAAAGAAGAGGAAGAAGACGAAGCUGGAACAGAUGACCUUGUGGGAAUCCCAAUUGCCCCCAGUGAUAAAAAGACCAACAAAACUGGGGUCAUUUUUGUUCUUGAGAAGGCUUCUUUGGAAGUUGCUAAAGUUGGAAAGAGUUUCCAACUCUUGAACUCGGAUGAUCAUGCCAAUUUCUUGCGGAAAAAUAACAAGAAUCCUGCUGAUUUCAGACCUGACAUAACCCAUCAGGCUCUUCUAGCAAUUUUAGAUAGCCCCGUCAAUAAGGCUGGGAGAUUGCUAGCUGUGUAUGUUAGAACCGAGAAAGGAGUACUUUUUGAAGUUAAACCUCAUGUUCGAAUUCCAAGAACGUAUAAGCGGUUCUCUGGUAUCAUGUUGCAGCUGUUACAAAAACUAAAUAUAACUGCUGUUGGUAAGCGUGAAAAACUUUUGCAAGUGAUAAAGAAUCCUAUAACCAAGUAUUUUCCUGUCAACUCUCGCAAAAUAGGCUUCUCAUAUAGCUCAGAGAAAUUGGUUAAAAUGAGUAAAUAUGUGGAUGCUGUUGGUGAUGAUGUGAACCUUGUUUUUGUGGUGGGUGCAAUGGCCCAUGGGAGAAUAGAGACAGAGUAUACAGAUGAUUUUAUAGCAAGCAGAACAUGCUCAAGGGGACGAGACCUACAUCAUUGUCUUCUAUGGCAUAUCUUCUCAUUGCUAUAGAAUGAAGAAUAUCUCAGUGUUGAGGUUCAAACAAGUUUCUGGUUAUCCGCUAAGUGCUGCUAUGUGCAUUGCAAGGAUUACUGAAGCUUUGGCAGAUAAGUGGAAUAUAUUGUAAACCCUGUAAGCGGAGUAUAUUGUAACCCUCGUAUGUCCGUCUGGGUGAUGUUUGUGACACCAAGAAAUUUUGGGGAUAGAUAACAGUGUUGAAUUAGUCAUUAUGUGGUACGAUUAUUUAUGUUUAAAAUACAGUAGCUUUUGAGGGGAUAUGCGUUUUUUUAUUCAGGUUAUAUGCUUCUAUUUAUUUCUUGAGUAACCCGUUGGUGAAGAGAAUUUGUAAGAUGCAAGUAUUAAUGAAGUUGAAGUUUAACACACUUUCAUGGAAUAAUGAUUUGUAAUGGCUUCAAAAGGGUGAAGCUGAAUCUAAAUGGCUGGAUGUUCAAGCUUGUCUUGACUAGCGUCGUAUGCUGUCCAAGUUUUCUCGUAAGCAUUUGUCGAAGCUUCUACGUGUCUGUUCAAGCUUGGAUUGACAAAAUUAAGCCUUGAACUUUGUUUGAGCACAAAAGCUGAGGUUGAAAACUUAAAUUUGAGUGCAUGCUGGAAAUCGCCUAAAACUAAGUAUGGGGACUUUCAAGUCUGAAUUCACAGAGGUUUUAUAUUCGCAACAACUAACUUCUUAAACGCAAGUUACAGUUUUGUGCCUUUUGACGUUUGGGAUUUGGGUUCGUGUCUUGUCUUAUUCAGUAGUGAACCACUGCGGUUUACUUUACCACGGCUGACGCUCCUAAAACAGUGUAGUAAAGCUGUUAAAGAAAUGCAAUCAAGUGAAGUUGAAACAACAAUUCGAAAACUUUGGUGGUAACUGUUGCAAAAUGUAAACUAAUAUUCCCUCAAUUAAAUGGCAAAGU